Messenger RNA from Cylas formicarius (sweet potato weevil), 2399 nucleotides. It is a transcript of the gene Ssu72, whose product is annotated as RNA polymerase II subunit A C-terminal domain phosphatase SSU72. NCBI's taxonomy places the organism in Eukaryota, Metazoa, Arthropoda, Insecta, Coleoptera, Brentidae. The transcript has 3 exons. Gene Ontology annotation, cellular component: mRNA cleavage and polyadenylation specificity factor complex; nucleus. Gene Ontology annotation, molecular function: RNA polymerase II CTD heptapeptide repeat phosphatase activity. The record is from RefSeq and is a predicted model, not a curated record. Gene Ontology annotation, biological process: termination of RNA polymerase II transcription. Bases 316 to 903 code for a protein of 195 amino acids.
UUUUCGUUUUUGGGAUUCAGGAGAUCACUGUAAGAUCAAUGUAAGAAGUCAUAGUUUGAAGUUUUAGCAAGCCCAUCGAUGACAUUCCUCGAUGUCGCCAAUGGGCGAACGAUCCUAGUAAUUUUGCGCAACUUCUGAUAUUGAAAUGAAGAAGAAUAUUUUACUUUCUAGUUAAAAUGGAAUUAUUUAGAUUUUUAUACUAUUUUCAUUAAGUUGGCGCAAUUUAUAAUAUAUUCUAAUUUGUAACUAUAAUUUUUCACUCAUCAAUAUUAAUUAUUUAUAAAUAUUUUGUGGAUUACCUCGGCUUAGAUAAUCAUGUCUUCGAUUAGCAAUCUUAGAAUAGCUGUAAUUUGUUCAAGUAAUAUGAAUAGAAGUAUGGAAGCUCAUGCAUUUUUGUCAAAAAAAGGCUUUCAUGUUCAGUCAUUCGGAACUGGGGAUAAAGUUAAAAUUCCUGGCUCGGCAGCCGAUAAACCAAAUGUGUAUGAUUUUGGCACCUCCUAUGAUGAAAUUUACCAGGAUCUACUUGAGAAGGAUAAAUCAUUGUACACUCAAAAUGGAUUAUUGCAUACACUUGAUAGAAAUCGCAGGAUUAAAAGUUACCCAGAAAAAUUUCAGGAAACAAAGGAGAAAUUUGAUAUUUUAAUUACUUGUGAAGAAAGAGUCUAUGAUCAGGUUGUGGAAUUUAUGGAAAGCAAAACGCCAUCUAGUAAUUCUAUAGUACAUGUUAUUAACAUAGAUAUUCAAGACAAUUUAGAAGAAGCAACAAUAGGGGCCUUUUUAAUUAGUGACUUAUGUAUGCAGGUAUCAAAAACUGAAGAUUUAGAUAAUGACAUAGAAGAAGUUUUGCACAAUUUUGAAGAAAAAUGUCAAAGACCUGUUUUACAUAGCAUUGUAUUCAAUUAAUUUUUUAUAUAUGACUAACACGCGAAUUUUGCAAAAAUUUUACACCAAAGGGAAAGAACAUCUUUUAAAGAGUAAGGACCACAAAUUUUCAAUAUAUUAAUUUCUAAAUUAGCCUUUUAAUGAAAAAAUAGCUUCAAAACAACACCAAAUAAUUAAGUUUUAGUUUACAGUUUUGUUAAAUCUUUAUUCCUUUAUUAGGGCUAGGAGGAUCAGCUGGUCAGUUUGUCAUAUAGAUCCACAGAAAAAGGAAAAGUGAUCAUAUUUCUUUUGCUAUUUACAGUUUAUCUGAAUCGCGAAAUGUUCAGGGCCCUCUUUUUGAGAUUUUUGACCUUUAUCUGAGUUGUUAGAGUGAAAGAUUUUAUUUAUCUUGAAAUAAAUAUCGUUAAUUAAGUCAUACAGACAGGAAAAAAUAGUUUCAGUAUAAUUAAAUGUACCAACGAACAUAUGUAUUUGCAGACGGUAUGCAUUGAAUUGUAAAAAUUCUGCGAGGAUAUAGCAACUAGAAUUAAAAGUCGGCCAAUGCGUCCUGUGGAUGCGAUACCGACGUAUGUGGGAUGCAAAUCGGAGAUUGCGUCGGCAUUUUGCAAGUCUCUGCCUACAGUUCAUAAUUUUGAUAUAUAGGGGGCGGCUACUUGAACAGUCGAAAAAUCAGUUUUAAAUAAAAUUUAUUAUUGCGAGUUCAAAAUGGUAAAGAACUAUAUGAUUUAAGUAAUAGUUGUUAUACUAACUACCAAAUAAAAGAAGAAAUUUGGCUUGUUUCAUAAAUCCAUAUAUUUCAUUUGUUUUCUUAAUUUUUUAAUUUUUUUUACUGUUAGAACAAUGGCCAGCUCCUCACCGCUCAAAAACAUAUUUAUCAAUAAUAAAGAAAAUAUGUUUUAAAUUAAACACCCCGUUAAAUGUUUGUAGCGACGAUUAUAAUUUAAAUGCUUGAUUUUUCAAUUAUAUUUCCGAAACUUUAAGAAUAGUCUAAGUUAAGCAGUUUUUAAAUAAACCAACUCUGCGCUAAGUAAUAAAAAAAAAGAAAUAAUAAUAUUGAAAAGUUUCAAUAUCACUUGUCAGAAUUUUAUGUUUGUUAGGACCCUUUAGUGCUGUACUGGAAGGGAAAAAGAAAUAUUUUACAAACACUAGCAAGAGCAAUGAAGUUUUUUUCAGUCCCAUUCCAUAUCAUACUGUGAGGGAUGAUCCCGCUGUUUGGUUCUCCAGUUUGAUUAUUGUUUAAUGAAUAUUUUGCUAUUUAAAUAGUGUCAAAUAAAAGAUUUUAUGGAAGACAGAUCAAGCCCAACACACCCAACGCUCAAUUCCGAAUUUUGAUGCAUUUUGGGAAAUUUUUUAGAAAUUUCAAAUUGUAGUAGUGUAAAAAAUAUCGCGAAAUUCGUGUGAACAUGCUUAAACUAUACUUAAUGAGUAUGUUGUAUGUGAUAAUGUGAAUGUGUAAAAACCAUUGAACUUUAUAAAUAGUAAAGUAUUGUCCUAAAAAACUGAUUUUACUUUUUUAC